AUGCAGAAUUUAGAAGAGUCGAACGACGAUUCCGUGGAUUACCCAAUGGAAACGCCACGGACAGAACCCGAUCGCGGCGUCAACCCGCCCACCGCGGGGGUGUCUCGAUCGGCACCGAGAGUCUGGGACCGCGACGUUCGAGGGCGCAAGGGAACCGUAGAUGAUCACGACUGGGCGGAUCCGGUUCUGCCCGAGUUCUUUCGGGAAUUGGCCUCCCAGAUGGCACGGGGGGUAGUACAGGCGUGCCAGAGGAACAUCGGAUACGAGGACGGCAAGAACAUGAGGGACUUCCUUGAUUUAGCGGAGCUAGAUUUCAUAGAAAGAGGGCUUGAAGAACGACUGUGGGGAGAAGAACUCAAAAGAUAUCUGAGGGGGGACGCCUUGAGAUACUGGUUGUAUCUGCGUCGCACUGGAGAAUCUUUAACUGAUUGGGAGCAACUGAGACAGCGAUUCUGCGAGCAUUUUUGUAGUAUAACUCUGGAACGGAUGAAAGCCAUGCUAGCUAAGAAUGUCUGGAGGGGCGACCACCGCUCAUACUCGGCACGCUUCGCGGACAUUGUGACUCAAGGGGUGUCGGUGGCUCCAGACCUGUUGGUGGGUUAUUACCUGGCCAAUCUGCCAAGUGAACUACUCCGAGAGGUGACCCAAGGGGGAACAAGGAAAUUCGCAGACUGGCAGGCAGCCGCCGCAGCAUUGGCUGCUACGGCGGCACCGUGGAAGGAUAUAUGCGAAGACCACCAACGAUUCCGACGAGACUUAGAGGAUGCCUCACGCAGAUGGGAUAAAGGCGGGAGAGCACCAGACCAACUACGCGAACGAGAGACCAGGGACGACCGAAGGAAUGACACUCCGGACUUACGCUGCUACGUGUGCAGCGGGAGGGGACAUGGCCUAACUCCAUUCCAGUCUCCCCGGAUUGGGAGAAGAGGUUGCAUAUGGGGACUGAGCGGAAACGCACCGAAGGCCCGGAUGUGGGGAAGAACUACGUCGCCUAUCAAGGAAUGGACUAGGCGUAGAAUGGACCGCAGCGGCGAGCAGAACGACGCAGCUACAGGAGGGGACCGCCCGCAGGACGCGGACACGGAAGAACUACAAUGGUGGCGCGAGCAGAAGGUGCAGGAAGAUACCAUGCCCCAGGGGACACUGUGUAGUGUGGGCGUGUGGCGGCACGAUUCUCAGCUUCACCGGCCGUUGGUCACACUUCGAGAUGACCUAUGGCCGCGGAGCUCCUCGAAGUAA
Eimeria necatrix is the source of this 1239-nucleotide messenger RNA. RefSeq lists its product as hypothetical. Bases 1 to 1239 code for a protein of 412 amino acids. NCBI's taxonomy places the organism in Eukaryota, Apicomplexa, Conoidasida, Eucoccidiorida, Eimeriidae. The record is from RefSeq and is a predicted model, not a curated record. The transcript is spliced from 2 exons.